Molecule: messenger RNA, 3122 nt
Organism: Rhododendron vialii
Lineage: Eukaryota; Viridiplantae; Streptophyta; Magnoliopsida; Ericales; Ericaceae
Exons: 5
Coding region: 2381-2932 (183 amino acids)
Source: RefSeq, a predicted model, not a curated record
GUUUUUUUCCAUUUCCGAGCGCUCAAGAACCAGAGAUCAGACCUAUCCGAUUUCCCUUUUUCAUUCUGCUCGAUCUCCCUCUCUCACUCUCUCGGUUUCACCUCCUCGAAAUUAUCCCUUGAAUCAACACAGAUCGACUGGGGGAACUCGAAUUUUCGGCCAUACUGCAGUAGGAAACCGUGUGUCAAGAAAUCCAACUUAGAAGAAGAAAAAUGGAUGCAAGGAGGGAAGAAGAAGGGGCGGUCAGAGGUAAUGGCGAAGGCAGGGGGCAUCUGGUGGCGAGGGAAUCGCCGAGGGCGCCACAGCGGCAAUGGGAGGAGCUAGCAAGAGUGCUGGGGCUUUCAGCGGAGGUGUUUCAAGUAGUGGGAAUACUCCUCACACUCCCACGGUGGAGGAGUUGCUCAAAGCUGCGGACGAAGGAUUUUCCAGCGGUCAGGAAGCUACGGCAAAGAGUGAGGCUACAACGGUGGGUCAAUUCACUGCCACAUCUAUUUUGAGGACUUCAGUUGUGGAACCGAGGGGCGGGGAUGGUGGGAUCGGAGCUUCUGAACCGGUUCCGUUAGUUGAGGGUGAUUUCUUAGAGAGAGCUGAUCCUUUGGACAUUCUUAGGGCUCUCAGGGUUGACCCUAGUGCUGCAGACAUACUAAGAGGAGCCGGUUCCCCCGAUGCCAGGGCUGUGGCUAUGCUUUUGGGUGCAUUGCUAAGCCAAGGUGAUGAGGAGGCAAGGAUGCCUGGAGGAGGAUCUGGGCCGGAGGAGGCAGGAAUGCCUGGAGACGGACCCGAGGCAGGGGAGGAGGUAGAGGAGCGAAUUACAGUGGUGGAGGAAGUGAAGGCCUUUCUGAAGGUUGAGCGCCCUCCUUUUUCUCCCAACACUUAUGCUCUGUAGCCACAUUUCUUCGAGCCGGUGGGGAUGACGGGCUACACUUCGGUUAGCGCUGACUACCCGGGGUACUUGCUCCUGAGAGAUCACAAUCAUCACAUUUCGUCGGAGUGGACCACGCGUACUGUCAACGUUUAUGGCCACGGAGGUUCAGCCAAAUCUUUAGAGUACUUUAAAGCGUUGCCUCAGAGCGUGCGAGCAUUGGUGGAAGAAGCGGGCUUUGGGCCGUUCCUAUAGCUAUUGACAGUGGUUAGGGUCAACCAUGCGGUGUUGACGGCGCUGACAGAGAGAUGGUGGGGCACCACUAAUACCUUCCAUUUCCGAUUCGGGGAGAUGACGUGACACCCCUUGAUUUUGCAGCGAUCACAGGGCUCAGGGUUGGAGGAGAACCCAUUCCCUAUGAUUCGGGCUUGGUAAAUGAUGAUGCAGCAUUGAGAUGGUUUCUCGGGCAAGUCCUGCUUCACAAUGGUUGAAUGGCGACAUAUGGCUAGUUCAUGACGUACUGGGACCAUGAGCCAGCAAAUGAUGAGGAGGCAGCCCAGAUGGCCAGAGCUUAUUUGUUAUACCUGUUCUUCUUUGUUCCCAAACAGAUGAACACGUGUCCAUCUCUGCUUCUUGGCGGGUCUGGUUGAUCUGAGGCGAGCGGGGAGAUACGACUGGGGUGGUGUCGUGCUGUGCACACUCUAUUAUUUUCUUUGAGCUUCCUCUUGCGGAGUCGGCAAUACCAUCGGUGGGUAUUGGAGAGUAAUCGAGGGAUGUUUCCUCUCGAGAAUACUUGCACAGACCCACGCUUACUUCCUCGCGGCCUAGCUUGGAGUAAAGAGUAUAGGAAGACCAAGGAAAGGAGAGGGGAGGUGAUGACUUUUCGUCGUUGGUUGGAUAACCUGAGAGGCGUUUCGGUAUGGAUUGAAUUUUAUGCUUAUUUUUCAAUAUCCAUCGUUUCUGAAACUGAUCCCCUUUUUGACAUUGUAGAUUUUCUGGAAUCGCUGGGAUGGGUUGGAAGCUGACUACUUAGUAAGGAGUCGGGAAGUAACCAGGAGCAGGGUUCUAUUGGAGUGUCCUCUUGGCUAUCAAUGGUAUCUGGGGGAUCGAGUGACUCAACAGUCACUCGGGUUCUCGGUGUUCGUUGUACCGGGGCCACUUCCACCUUGAGUGCAGAGAACAGAUACUUACACUUGCGCAGAGCUCGAGCAAUUCAUGGUGCCAAAUACUGAUUUAGAGCAGCUCCUGCGGCUCACGAUGGAUCAUGAAGCUUACCGAGAGAGGUAUUUGCCUACGAGCUUGGGCAUGGAGCAAGAGCUUCAAAGGCGGGUGAAUGAAGCAGAAGCCAGGGUGACAACUCCUAAGCUUAAGGGAGAGAUCAGAGGAGAGCGUGGUCGCGGAGGCUGCUCAUAGAGAGGCAGCGGUAGAGGUGCCAGCUCUCGAGGAAGGGGUAGUGGUAGUACAGGGGUUCCAGAGGUAGCAGUAGGAUGUGGUGAGGGUGCCCCAGAGGCGGGUGAGAUGCCUGAUUUGCGAUGGGAAAUAAGCGCAAGGGAUCGAACAAGUGCUCGGGCGAUUGUGGAUAUCCCACGCCUUCCUCGCCCGGAGAUGAAUUUUCCAGCUCAGAUUAAGCGAGAAUGGGCUGAGUUAGCCAUUAUGAAGAUGUUGGGAAUGCACAAGCUUUUACGAAACUGCGCCAAAGGGAAGACAUUACAGACUCGCCUUGCCCCUGAGCCAGCUAUCACACCAGUCGUGGAGCCGUCACAGGUGCAGACUCACCGCGCGACUCGAUCACAGUCUCAGGUGGUCACCAGGCCUCUUGCCCCUAGAGUUUCACAAGUGGGUAGCCGACAGUUUGAGCUGCGGCCACGGCCUGGAGCCCAGAGGCAACCUGAGCCUGAGGAAUCAGAGGAGUCAGGAGAGCCGGAUGAGCCAGAAGAGUCUUUGGGUACUUCAGACUUAGACACUAAUUCUGGUUUACCUGACCCUCCUACCGGAGACAGCGAUGGUGAUGAUGACGAUGAGAGCUCUGAGGAGGAGGAUCCACCACAAAAGAAAUCACGACACGACUGAGCUUGUUUUUAAUUUGCUAGUUUUCAUAUGAGCCUACGUGCUAUGAGUAGUUGUAGUUUCCAGGCCUGCAUGCCUUGGCUUUUGCUUGGGCCUGCAUGGCCCUGGUAGUUAGCAUUUGGGCGAGGGUGCCCCUCUUUUGAACAUUGCAUAUACUGCUUUUGAUUUAUGAAAAUUGCAUCCCUUUUCUUUG